AUGAGUCGAAAAGAGCCUACAAGAAAUACAGAUGCGGCAGCUGGUGUUGCGACGAAUCGAAAAGGUCCACCUAUCAUCUCUGCUCCGGUGAUUGUCGGUGAACAUCGGCUUUUUGGUGGAAAAAUGACUGAUGAACGAAUUUGUCUCGCGAAUGCAGUUACUGGUCAAGUU
Molecule: messenger RNA, 171 nt
Organism: Gongylonema pulchrum
Lineage: Eukaryota; Metazoa; Nematoda; Chromadorea; Rhabditida; Gongylonematidae
Source: the annotation of a GenBank genome assembly